AUGUCUGAUCGCACUCAUCCAGCAUCUUUUCAAGCAAGACCUCCUUCGCCUUCUUCGCCCGCCACGGGGUCUCUGAAAGAGAACCAUCGGCUGCCCAUUUCCUCGGACCACAUCCCUCAGACUCCGACAUCUCCUCCGUUGAUGUCGGUUAGCGAUCAGAACGAUGCCGCCAAUUUCACAUCUACGCAUACAUCACCGAAUCAGGCGACGGUCCACCCUCCGAACGAAUCCUCCCCUCCAUCCUCUGCGCCGAUGUCCACUCAAGCCUCUCAACAACAACCAAUGAGCUCAACAAACUCAUUUCCUACACCUGCCAGCAGUGUUAACGGCUAUCCUUUGAACGCGACGGGGGAUGACAAGGACGGGAGAAAAUCUUUCAAUAUGAACACACACGACGUGACAGAGAAUUCAUCAGAACACAACCACACCAACCACGAACGGCAGUCUUUGCCAAACAAUACAAACACAACUGGGCGAGGCCAGCAAAACUCGGAUCCUGACGCUAUGGAGGUUGAUACAGAGCCUGCUCGCGGAUUAGAUAUCAGUAACCUCGGGUUAGAUUCUCUUCAGAAGGAGCUGACAUCUGCUUUCCAUCUUUGCAAGAGCUCUCCCAUCGUGACUGGCCCCGAUCCGUCAGUGGAUCUCGUCUCCCUAUAUGGGUUAGGACCCAUUGCGCACUCGGUAGCACGACUGGACCCCGUCACUGGAGAAAAAAUCAAUCGUCUACGAAAGUCCUACGAGGGCAAACUGAAGGGAUUGGGACUCGCUGGUCGGAACAAACCCCUCAAGCAGGAACCUGGCGCGCCUGGUAGUCUCAGGCAUAUGACUCUUUGGCCCGAGGAAGAAUGGCAAAACCAGAAGGUGUUUGGCAAGCAGAUCAAGAGUUCAGACAUGGACAGCGCGUUACAAGGUCUUCAACUACGGGCUAUGCAAAUGGAGCCUGGUCAGAUCCCCAACAACGAUUUCUGGGAGGAUAUCCUCGGUCAUGAAAAGCCAGUCAAGCAGCCUGCUUCUAACGAACACAGCAAGAAGGCAGCUCCAACUCCAAGCGGUCGUCCCUUUAUGCAAUCCCAUGCCGCAUCUCCACAUCCACAACUACAAGAGGCAGAACGGCCGAGGCCCAGCAGAGGUCGUAAGAGGCAUUAUGAUGACAACAGUUUCGCUGGCUAUGGCGAAGGCUUCGUGGAUGAUGAAGAGGACCCCGGAUUCUAUUCGAACGGCGAGGGAGCUGGAAAGAAGAAACGCAAGAAGGACCAUGUCGCGAAGGUGUCAACCCCAAUGUCUAGCAGUGGUAGCUACGGGGUAGGCAUGUUUGGUAUCGGGGCCAGAUAA
Molecule: messenger RNA, 1332 nt
Organism: Penicillium nucicola
Lineage: Eukaryota; Fungi; Ascomycota; Eurotiomycetes; Eurotiales; Aspergillaceae
Exons: 3
Coding region: 1-1332 (443 amino acids)
Biological process (GO): regulation of transcription by RNA polymerase II
Cellular component (GO): mediator complex
Molecular function (GO): transcription coregulator activity
Source: RefSeq, a predicted model, not a curated record